Molecule: messenger RNA, 1047 nt
Organism: Symbiodinium natans
Lineage: Eukaryota; Dinophyceae; Suessiales; Symbiodiniaceae
Source: the annotation of a GenBank genome assembly
AUGUGCCGGUGGACGGACGAGUUUGGGCUUGAGAACGAGGAGUGCUACCCCACUGCAGAGAGCUGCCCCGUGUCGUGCCGGAGCACGGAACAAGUCUGUGGCAUCACCGACUACUUGACCAACGGCUUUCCGGGAGCGUUCCGAGAGAUCUGCGUGCCCAACACUGGGACCUGCCCAUGUGGCCGGAACGCCCAGCAGUGCAGCGAUCCCUUCGGGGACACCUGGUGCUACCCGCUGGUGGACUACUUUGACAACAGUACCAUGCGCUGCCCGGUGUAUUGCACCGCGGACGAGGACACCUGCUACAGCCCAAGCUACGAUGCCAACGGCAACUGGCUCAGCACAGAGGAGAGCUGCGUUCCCGCGGGCACGGCUUGCACCUGCACCGGGCAGAAUUCCUUCACGUGCACCCGCAACGACUUUGGUGAAACCUGGACGGAGUGCCUGCCGAUCGGAGGCUUUUGCCCGGCCACAUGCGCGGCGAACGAGGUCAGCUGCCCAAGCGUGGACGACUACAAGCCCGAUGGCACCUACCUGGGUGAGGCGCAGCCGUCUGUGCAGUGCGCUGCCAACCUCGAGAGCUGCCCCUGCGGCAAAGAGGCCAAGAGCUGCACGGGCUCCUGGAUCCGGUGCAUCUUUAAGGACGAAGAUUGCCCCGUGGUUUGCUCCGCGAACCAGAAGAAGUGCUAUCUCACUGACUACACAGCCAACGAGGAGUUUAUCAGUGACCGCGAGGUCUGCGUGGAUGUGAAUGCCAACUGUCCGUGCGGCAAGAAUACGCAAAGGUGUCCGGGAUCUGAAGCCUGUUUGCUGCCGUCGAAGGCCGCACUGGUCUGCCCCUGCGGCGAGGCGGAGAGGCAGUGCGACGUGCUGGACUACACGUCCACAGGAAAGCCCUCCAACACCACCACCCAGUGCGUGAACCAGGGUGUGAAGUGCCCCUGUGGCAAGAACACGCUCACGUGUGCGGACCCGAACGAUGCUGACGUGGACUACUGCAUCCCCAAGUUCAGCGGAGUGUACGACACAUUCUUGGCAGUUCUCUAA